AGUUGUGUCUAUAGACCACAUUUAGUAAUAUGUUGAAAAUGUGUACUCAGUACGUGAAAUGAUAGUUAGUAAAACACAUCUGAGAGAUUCACUCUGCAGUCGGAUUUAUUUAAGUUUAAUUUUUAUUAUUUCGUAAUAACAUAUUGCAACAAUAUUGAUAGCAAAUAAAAGAAGCAACAACAACAACACAAAAUUAAUAUAAAAAAAGAAAAAAAUCACGUACAUGAACAUUGCGCAAAUGAAGUAAACAAACUUUUUUAAAAAUCCAAUUGAAACACACACACACAAAAGAAAAAACAAAAAACAUAAAGUUUCCUGAAACUAAAGAAAGUGCAUUUGCAGUGAAUUUGAGAUACAUACAAGUACAAGCAUAAAUAGAGUGUACCCAUUGAAAAUUUAUGGAACUGUGUUAAGUGUGCACUAAAAAGUAAUAUGUGUACUGAUAUACAAAUAUAAGUAAAAAUAUACAUAUAUAUACAAUAAAUAUAUAUAUAUAUUGUAUAUAUGCAUACAUAAAUCUAUACAUAUGUGUUUAUAUGUGCACAUACAUAAUUAUUUCUUGUUAAGUUAAUCAUUUUGCCACUGUUUUGGAUUAAAGUAUUUCAAUUGCUACUUCAUGCGACAGUUUCCUAGAAUGCUGAUGUUGCAGUACAGCAAGCAUGGAGAGUGUAUACUCAAAGAAAUUGGAGCCGCAUUCCGUGGAGAACACCCAGCCGAUCUGACGAUAGUUUGUGAAAAUAGAGUCAAACUUCAUGCACAUAAACUUGUAUUAGCUGCUGCAAGCCCACUCAUAAGAACUCUCUUGGAGGACACGCAACUUUCCGACUGCGCGACCACAGUUUAUUUCCCAGAUGUAAAUGCUACAUACUUCAAAUUCCUUUUGGAUUUUCUAUAUUCCGGACAAACUUGCAUAACAUCCCGAGAUGUUAACUAUUUGCAUGAUCUUCUGUUGUUGUUGCAAAUAAAAUCCGACAAUUGGAAGACCACGGACUCAGCAAUUCUAAGUAGUAAAUGUAGUAAUUUGCGUGAUCGAUUGAAUAGCGAUUCAAAUGGAAAUGGUAGACAACAUAUGUAUUGUUCAACAAAACUAGAGCAUUCCUAUAGCCCUGAUUUAGAAGGUAGUGAUGAUUUAAAAAAAUGCUCGGAUGGUUCCAAGGAUUCAGAUACCGUUAAGGAAGAUCCGGGCAGCCCUAAGUGUUCAUUAGAAGAUAAUAUACAAAAAGAUUUAAAGGAGAGUAGUCCGUCGACCAGUGAGCAAGAAGCAUAUUCAGAUGCGCAGCUCAAUACAACCAAUAAGAAUAUACCUUCUCUAAAUCCUGUUAAUUUAUCGCUUGGUUUACGAAGUAAACCUGAAUUUAGUACAAGAAAAUUAUUAUAUACAGACAAAAACAUUUUCAAUACGGAUAGUUCAUCGUUUAAUGGCACCGAAAGUAUAAAACGUAAAGGAUUUUUCUUCGAUUCCGAUAAAGAGGUUCCAAAAUCACUACAAGAUCCCGACUUGAAUAAUUCACCGGAAAACUAUGUUGUAACGCCACAUCGAAAACGAAGACCGGGCUUUCAUCAUUCCUCCAGUCAUAAUCAACCGUUCGCUUCGUCAUAUCAACAUACAUUAAUUGAUGAAUUACGAUCCGCGAAAACAGCAUCUUCACCCAUAUCAUCGUACAUGUCCGACCGAAAACUGCUAUCUCCACUUGAAGAAGGCCUAUUAGGCAACACCGAAGUACUGGCGAAAAAUCGUAAACCUAUUGAAAAUCAAAGACCCAGACCGCAAAGUCCUGACGCCGCACUACAUAUCUCACCACAAUUUGCUUACCAAUGGCAAUCGACACAAAAUCCUGCCAUAUCCACCUUCUCAAAUCUGCAGUCUGGUCUCAGUAGCAUACCACAGAUAGGAGUAGGCGGUGGAGGUGGCGGCGGUACGGUUGAAACAAGUAGUCGUGAUACACCAGGAAGUGUUCGAGAUCCCCCUUCAAAUAAUGCGAAUAUAUGUGGCACUCACAAUACAGCUCGUGAAUAUCGUUGCGAAUACUGUGGCAAACAAUUUGGCAUGUCAUGGAAUUUGAAAACGCAUUUAAGAGUACAUACGGGUGAGAAACCAUUUGCUUGCCGCUUGUGUGUUGCUAUGUUUAAACAAAAGGCCCAUCUAUUGAAACAUUUGUGUUCGGUUCAUCGAAAUGUUAUAACGACGACAAAUGGUGCUGAAACCGAAAAUCGAUUCAGUUGCUGUUUUUGUUCAAUGUAUUUCGAAUCAGUACAAGAGUUAGUGAGGCAUUUAUCGGGACACCACAAUAAUUUGCUGCUAACAAAAAAUUUACGCGAAUAAUAAAAUACAGAAUGCAAGCAAAGCUUAAAUUAUUUUUAAUAAAUUUACAUGCAUACAUACCUACAUACUUAUUACAUACAUACAUACACACACACACAAAACACAUAUACAUACACACACGCAUACUUACAAAAGUAUAAUUGUACUUUGAAGACGGAAAGUGACCUGAAUUUUUACUUUGUUUGCAGAAUAUUUCUCAUUGUCAGAACCUGCAAUAUUUUUAUACCCUUGGGACAUAUGUAUAAUAAUUCCAAUUCUCUUUUAUAUACGUUUUUUUCAUCACAAUGAGUAUUUGUAAAUUUUCAUUCAACUU
Anastrepha ludens (Mexican fruit fly) is the source of this 2636-nucleotide messenger RNA. It is a transcript of the gene ken, whose product is annotated as transcription factor Ken. The transcript is spliced from 3 exons. Gene Ontology annotation, cellular component: nucleus. Gene Ontology annotation, biological process: regulation of transcription by RNA polymerase II. Gene Ontology annotation, molecular function: protein binding; DNA-binding transcription factor activity; RNA polymerase II cis-regulatory region sequence-specific DNA binding. Lineage: Eukaryota; Metazoa; Arthropoda; Insecta; Diptera; Tephritidae. Bases 617 to 2323 code for a protein of 568 amino acids. The record is from RefSeq and is a predicted model, not a curated record.